Messenger RNA from Sorex araneus (European shrew), 3281 nucleotides. It is a transcript of the gene MC1R, whose product is annotated as melanocortin 1 receptor. The transcript has a single exon. Gene Ontology annotation, biological process: G protein-coupled receptor signaling pathway. Gene Ontology annotation, molecular function: melanocyte-stimulating hormone receptor activity. Gene Ontology annotation, cellular component: membrane. Lineage: Eukaryota; Metazoa; Chordata; Mammalia; Eulipotyphla; Soricidae. The coding region runs from base 702 to 1610 and encodes 302 amino acids. The record is from RefSeq and is a predicted model, not a curated record.
GUGCUUGGGCGCCAGCCCCGCCCUCCCACCUUGCUUUCAUGAGAAAGUCAGCAAGGACCUGGGUUGGGCCGGGCUGAGUGGCCUGCGGCCACGGGACUGCCUGACUCCAGCACCGCGUGACUGCACACAGGCUUCCCUUUGAAGUGGCGCCUCCAGCCCUCCUGCCCUUCCGCAGAGGAAGCGGGGUGUCCCAGCAGCUGUGCUCGCCCUCCUAGGACGGCGGAAGGUCCAACCUAGCAACUUGUAAGGAAGAAGGUGACCCUGUGUGAACAACAAGGGUCCAGGGGGAAAGGGCAGCCAGCAGGAGCUGAGGUUUGUGGAGGACUGGCCAGCUGGUGUGGGGGGCGUCCUCCACUCAGCCCCGGGGCUGGAGACAUUCACCAGAACACGCCCAUCACGUGGUCGCUGCAAGGAGGAGGGGCUCUGUGGACUAGUCAGAGAAAGAUUUUAUUCUUUCUGGGACCUCUGCACAUCUCUAGCCUGAGGAGAUAGGGUACGGCAGGCGCCAGAGAGCCGGACUGCAGAGAAGAGCAGGGCAGGAGCAAGACCCCAGCCCAAGGGACGUCCUGGCACUGUCCCAGCGCAGCCAUGCCGGGGCUGACCUCUGUCCAGCCAGAGGGUGAGGGUGAGGCGGCCAGCCUGGUGGGCCCGUGAGCGGGAUCCCGGAGAAGUCGGCACCCUUCCCGCUCCCAGGAGCGGCCAUGUCUGUGCAAGGGACCUCACGGGAGUGGCUGGACACCAACCUGACGGGGCCCAGGUGCCCGGAGGUGUCGGUUCCCGAUGGGCUCUUCCUCAGCCUGGGGCUGGUGAGCCUGGUGGAGAACGUGCUGGUGGUGGCCGCCAUCGCCAAGAACCGGGCCCUGCACUCGCCCAUGUACUUCUUCAUCUGCUGCCUGGCCGUGUCCGACCUGCUGGUGAGUGGCAGCCGCGUUCUGGAGACAGCUGUGCUGCUGCUGUUGGAAGCCAGUGCCCUGGCCCCCCAGGCCACAGCCCUGCAGCAGCUGGACGCUGCCACUGACGCGCUGCUCUGCAGCUCCAUGGUGUCCAGCCUGUCCUUCCUGGGGGCCAUUGCUGUGGACCGCUACAUCUCCAUCUUCUAUGCACUGCGGUACCACAGCAUCGUGACUCUGCCUCGGGCGUGGCGGGCCGUGGCGGCCAUCUGGGCGGCCAGUGUCCUCUCUGGGACCCUCUCCGUGGCCUUCUACAACCACACGGCCGUUCUGCUUGGCCUUAUCAGCUUCUUUGUUGCCAUGCUGGCGCUCAUGGCAGUGCUCUACCUGCACAUGCUCGCCCGGGCCUGCCAGCACACCCGGGGUGCCCCCCGGCCCCACAAGGCACGGCAGCCCACCCGCCACGGCUUCUGUCUCAAGGGCGCAGCCACUCUCACCAUGCUGCUGGGCACCUUCUUCCUCUGCUGGGGCCCCUUCUUCCUGCACCUCUCCCUCAUCGUGCUCUGCCCUCAGCACCCUGCCUGCAGCUGCGUCUUCAAGAACUUCCCUCUCUCCCUGACCCUCAUCCUCUGCAACUCCAUCGUUGACCCCCUCAUCUACGCCUUCCGCAGCCAGGAGCUCCGGAGGACCCUGCGGGAGGAGCUGCUCUGCUCCUGGUGAGGGUGACUAGCAAGAGCAGGGAGCUUCGGUCAGCCAUGUACAUGGGCCCCACCCCCACGGCUCCCGCCCGGUAUGGUGCUGCAGAGAGACAGAGCUGCUGGGAGGGGCACUGCUUGCUGAAGGGGGCCCAGGGUGGGCACCUCCAGAAAACAGCGCAAGAAACCGGGGCAGAGUCUCAUAGCCAGGAGGUCAGCAAUAAAUGCUGUGCUUGGGGCAGUCCUCUGCCUUGGCUCCUUCCAGAAACUCCUUGAAACUUAAAUCCUUUGGUGGCGGUGGGGAGGGGGGGCUGGAGCGACAGCACAGCGGGAAGGGCGUUUGCUUUGUACGUGCCCAACCCGGGUUCAAUUCCCAGCAUCUCAUAUGAUCCCCCAAGCACCACCAGGAGUAAUUCCUGAGCAUCGCCGGGUGUGACCCAAAGAGGAAAAAAAAAAAAACAACCUUUGGCAGGGGUUGGGGGCGGUGGGGAGGACAGGAGCAAAAAUUGGAGUCCACUGGAAGUGGGGGAAGUCCUGGAUAGUCCAAAAGCCAUGCUGGGCUGUCCCGGGGGGAGCACACAGCCCCUUCUCGCAGCCCUCUGACCCUGCACACUCCCUUCUGCCCACCCCCAAGCCCAGCCACAGCCAGAUGACAGGACUAGGACAAUGGCUUUCAGCCGUCAGUGCUAGGGCCAGUGCUAGGCUGAGAAUGGCAUCGCCACGUAGCAUGCGGUGCGGGCCCUUAGAGAAUAGCUGCAAACAGCGGUGAAGGGGCACUGAAUGCGUAGUUUCUAUCAGUCUGGGGAACUACACUCUCCACGUACAAGCACUGGGCUAGAACACCUCCCAGCCCCCUCACGGAACAUACGCACAGCCCUAACCUCCUUCCCCUAGCCAAAGCCUGGGCAGUCCCGCUGCUCCCCCUCUAGGUCUGCUACGAGCCAGGGACAAAUCCUGGGAGCUGCCCAGCAGUGGCCUCCCAGGAGUGUGGGUGAUGGUUCCAGGGUGGGACAAGGCUGCCAGUGGUGUCCAAGUCCAGGGAGUGGGCAGCUUGUGGGCCACACUCCUGGGCAGAGAUCCUGGCCUUCCUCUACUGCAGCCUGGGCAGUUUUGCUGCGGAGCCUGGGGGCUCAGGCCGUCUUCCCCUUCUUGGUACUGGGCAGUGCCCGCAGCAUCCCCGGCGGCCAGUCCCCGCCCAUGCUGGCAGUGCCAAGCCUGGGUGCCGGUCUCUGGCGCAGGAGCCGGUUCCCGGCAGGGCCAACCUCUGCCGAGACAGCAGUGAGUCAGCUUGGACCCGCACCGGCCCUCUGGGGCCCAGGGAGCUGGCCCGGUGCCUCCAGGGGAGGGCGAGGCGCCGAAGCUCCUGGCUGGCCGAGAGGGACAGAGGGUCGAGCGAGAGCUCCAAGACAGAGAGACAAAGACCACCCUAGACCCCAGACGGGGAAGGGAGGGGCCGGGUGCCAGCACCGAAAGGCGGCCGCGAGCACUGUGGGGGAGGGGCGCCUCCUGAGAACAAAGGACUCGUUUCCAAGUGGCCAAACGGCGGGGGUCUACACACGCCCCCCGAGCGCGCACUCACCGGCCGGGUCUUCCGGGGAGGCCUGUCCCGGGGACAGCAGAAGGGCCGGGCCGGACAGACGCCGCCGGCCCGCGAGUCCAGCGCGCAGGGGCCCGCACACAAAGCCGCGGCGGCGGG